CUCUCUUUGUUCCCCGUUUACCCUCUCUCUCUCUCGUCGUUCCCCGUUUACCCCCUCUCUCUCUCUCUCUCUUCGUUCCCCGUUUACCCCCUCUCUCUCUUCGUUUCUUGACCGAUCUGCCCAGGAGGAGGACGAUUAAGCUUGCCCGCCACUUAUACAAUCUGCCCAGGAGGAGGACGACGACACCGUGUGUGUCUUCAUCACCUCGACGCAUGGUGGAAGCAAUAUCUGUUGAUUUAGGGCUUGAUUUAAACUUUCAAAAAAGGGGAAAGAUCUCUAGAAACUGAAUAAGAAGGCAAAGGGAACUGCCUCUUCUCAGGACAAAUGGCUCUUGGUAAACUUGCAGUCUACUAAGGAGUUCAACUCACAUAUGCUUAAUCGAGAUACAUGGGCUAAUGAAGUUGUCUCUCAAACGAUCAGUACAAACUUUGUCUUUUGGCAGGCUUGGUCGCCAUUUGAUCUCAGUCUGGAGUUUUCUAGUCACGGAAGAGAAGGUGAUAAAAACCAGGGGGGACCAGUAGACUCCUAUGACUUUCAUUGCCUGAUACAAGACCUUGUUCAUGUGACUAAUGGAAUGAACUUUCAAAGGUCUGAUACAAAGUCCCUGAGAAACCUGUUAUUAUUUCAAUAUCUUGUCAACAUUCAUGAAAGUGAUUUUGUACCGCGCAAUAGUGCAUAUGAAGGUCUCAUGAGCUGGGCGCAUUUGAAAGAGUCUUUGCUUAACAUGCUUUUGGGAUCACGUAAAAUAAACUACAAAAACUUGGUGAAGGAUUGUUUAACUUUUAUGUGUCAACUGUACCAGAGUACUGUUGCAUUUAAUGAUGAUGAAAUACAUCCAGAAAUUUCUGAAGAAAAAUCAGCUAAAAGUUGUGAUACAGCUGUGAUAGUUGCUUUAUUUGAGGUUGGAAAGAAUGCCUGCAUUGCUAUGCAAAAAUUUCUCACAAUUAUUAUGGAGCUAGAUACAUCUAAGAAGAAAGCAAAUAAGGAAGGUUCUACUACAAGAGCGGAUGGUGUCAGGACUCCGAUGGUGGAGCUAAUUGUAGAUGAGCUUACUUAUAAUAGGGAUAUUUUCCACCCUUUUCUUGAGCCAAUCCUGAGGAUGUUUUGCAGGUAUACGAUGAACCUAAAUGGAAGCUUGAAAUUGUUGUGCAGUACUUUUGGAAAUAUGUGGGAAAGCCUUCUAUCCGUACUCGUAGGUCUAAUGGUUCUGUAGAUGAUACAACAUUUAGUGGAGCAUUGAAGUGCUUUUCAGAUAUCACCGGCACAAAAAGCGCUGUUAAAAGAAUUGGGACUGAAGUAAUUCAGUUACUCUUAGUACAUGGAUUUCAGAUUGGAUGUAGCAGAGAAAAGUGGAGAGGUUACACGAUCUGUCUCUAGCCCAGUACUUCCAAGGUAUUAGAGGCUCAGCUUGACAGGAGCAUCAUCUAGAUCUUGUAAAUAUGUUCUCAACACCCUCAUGCAGACAUUUCAAAACAAGAGACUGGCUUAUGCUGUCAAGGAAAGCACUCUUGAUAGUCUAAUUACUGAGCUCCUUCUUUGGUUGUUGGAUGAGAGAGUUCCACAUAUGGAUGAUGGCAGCCAGCUUUUAAAAGCUUUGAAUAUUCUGAUGCUAAAGAUUCUGAUAAUGCAGAUCGAACUUCAUCCUUUGUUGUUCUCAUCAAUCUCUUACGUCCAUUAGAUCCUUCAAGGUGGCCCUCACCUACAUCAAAUGAGACAUUUGCUGUCAGAAAUCAGAAGUUCUCUGAUCUGGUUGUUAAAUGUUUGAUAAAACUUACAAAGGAAGGCAAUGUUGCCAACCAGAGGGAACAUCUAAUUCUUCUCCUUGCCAAUAUUCACAUUCAGAAAGCUAAUAAGCAGUCUGUCUUGAAGGAUCUUGCAGGCAAAGGACACCAAGUGAAUUAGAUAGAGAGGUUAAGAACUUGAGGGUGGCAUUUACUGACCUGUUUUUGAAGCAUAACACUUUCAAAGAAACUGCAAAGCCAUCGAAAUAUUGAUGCAAAGAAUGGAAGAAUGUAUUUCACUAAUUUUUGUAUACAUUUCUUGUUUUGUAUUUGGUGAUAAAUGAAUCUGAAUUGGACAUAAAUUAUGUUGUAAUAUGAUUUCUUAAGCCUAGACUAGUAGACUAAAUAUUGUAAUUACAUUUGAGUAAUUAAUAAAAAUCUAUUUAUGUUA
Humulus lupulus (European hop) is the source of this 2172-nucleotide messenger RNA. RefSeq names its product negative regulator of systemic acquired resistance SNI1-like. Gene Ontology annotation, biological process: negative regulation of DNA-templated transcription; DNA damage response; negative regulation of systemic acquired resistance. The record is from RefSeq and is a predicted model, not a curated record. The transcript is spliced from 18 exons. Gene Ontology annotation, cellular component: Smc5-Smc6 complex; nucleus. Gene Ontology annotation, molecular function: transcription cis-regulatory region binding. NCBI's taxonomy places the organism in Eukaryota, Viridiplantae, Streptophyta, Magnoliopsida, Rosales, Cannabaceae. Bases 371 to 1213 code for a protein of 280 amino acids.